GGCUACAGCAGCGGGAGGAAUUUUGCUUGUUUAGGUUUGUAGUUUAAAGCAGGUCGCUGUUUACGGUUAAACUUCAGGAUACUGGUGGCUGUAUUUCUACAGGCUGACCUAUUUACUGCUGUCUGGAUCUGUCCGGUUUUUAAAAAAGCUUGUAUAGGAGCUUUUGCCUGGUGUCUGGCAGUUUGUUACUGAGCUAUGUCUGUGGCGAUUCUCGUGCGACUGGCUGUGCAUGGCGGGUCGCGCGUUAGCCGCAGAGUUGUGCUGAACACUGCCCACGUUCUUCAGGACGAGUCUAGGCGGACACUAUACAGUCCAUCUGGAACCCGGCCCAGCAACUCGCGCUUCGACCCAGACAGUAGUGGACGCCCCACUACGUGGGACUCGUUUGGCAUCUGGGACAAUCGUAUCGACGAACCCAUUUUGCUACCGCCGAGUAUCCGCUAUGGCAAGCCCAUCCCCAAGGUCAGCCUGUCUAAGGUGGGCUAUGCCUCACAGAUCGGCCAACGCAAAGACAAUGAGGAUCGGUUCCAGCUGUCACAGAUGACCGAUAACAUCCUUUAUUUUGCUGUGUUUGACGGCCAUGGAGGAGCCGAGGCUGCUGACUUCUGCCACAAGUACAUGGAGCAGCAUAUUAAAGAUCUUGUGACCAAGGAGGACAACCUGGAGCAAGUUCUGUCCAAGGCGUUUCUUAAUGUUGACAAAGCACUUGCAAGGCACCUUCACUUCUCCCCUGAUGCCUCUGUGCUGACCGCGGGCUCCACGGCUACUGUGGCGCUGUUGAGAGACGGCAUCGAACUGGUGGUGGCCAGUGUGGGAGACAGCCGUGCCAUGCUCUGCAGGAAGAGCAAAGCUCUUAAACUUACGACAGACCACACACCUGAAAGAAAGGACGAAAAAGAGAGGAUUCGUAAGAGCGGCGGCUUCGUGACAUGGAACAGUCUGGGCCAACCUAAUGUCAACGGGCGACUAGCAAUGACGCGCAGCAUAGGAGACUUCGACCUAAAAAACUCUGGGGUCAUCGCAGAGCCAGAAACCAAAAGGAUUACAUUGCAUCUCGUCCACGAUGCCUUCCUCGCCCUCACCACAGACGGCAUCAACUUCAUCAUGAACAGCCAGGAAAUUUGUGAUGUCAUCAACCAAUGCCACGACCCCAAGGAGGCAGCACAUCGUAUUUCUGAGCAGGCACUGCAGUACGGUGCAGAGGACAACAGCACAAUCAUCAUAGUGCCAUUCGGCGCGUGGGGCAAAAACAAGAGCUCGGAAGUCAGCUUCUCCUUCAGUCGCAGCUUCGUAUCCAGCGGUCGCUGGGCCUAAGUAAAAGACAUAAAGGAAAGUGCGGGGAGGCCAGAGAGGGCAAAAUAAGUGUUUGAACAAAUCAGUGGGUCAGGUGGGAACGUGAUCCUAGUAGAUCCUACUGGACCCAUCCAGUGUGCAAUAAUGUCUGUUGGUUGCGUUAAAGGAAACUGGAAGUAAAGACCAUCAGACUUUUAUCUUAUAAACCAUUCAUUCGGACCAACAGUUCACGACUGCAUAGUUCCAGUGAGAGACAGUGAAGUGAUUAAAGUAAGCAAUACUGUAUUAGGAACAUAUGGCUUUCCUAAAUGUACUGUUUUAGUGUCCAGUAUGUGCGCACAAUGAAUACAGCACAAUCUGCAUUUCCUUUGUAGGCACAUUUGUGUGCCUUCAGAUUCAUUUUGUUCUCAGUUUUACCUCAAAACACACACAGUGUACUUUUUUAAAAGUAAUUGUGGUAAGAUGUUUUUUCUUCUUUUUUUUCCUAGCGCAUUAGAUAGGCCACAAUAAAGGUGGGCAGUGUGGAACAAUCUAGCAAAACGUAGACAUCAUGAUGUGCAGUAUGUAUUUAUUAAAGUUUGAUUAUUGCCAAGAAAAACUCA
This is a messenger RNA of Trichomycterus rosablanca, 1895 nucleotides long. It is a transcript of the gene ppm1kb, whose product is annotated as protein phosphatase, Mg2+/Mn2+ dependent 1Kb. The transcript has 7 exons. Gene Ontology annotation, molecular function: protein serine/threonine phosphatase activity; cation binding. The record is from RefSeq and is a predicted model, not a curated record. Bases 196 to 1314 code for a protein of 372 amino acids. Gene Ontology annotation, biological process: peptidyl-threonine dephosphorylation. Gene Ontology annotation, cellular component: nucleus; cytosol; mitochondrion. NCBI's taxonomy places the organism in Eukaryota, Metazoa, Chordata, Actinopteri, Siluriformes, Trichomycteridae.